GUGAGACGUUCCCGGCUGACAGUCCCUGUGCCGUGGAUAUCCGUUUUGUUCGCCUGUCUUCCCUGGUCCUCUACUCCUGUUUCCUGCCGUUAGUUUGUGUGUGCACCUGUUCGUCCUGGUCUCCGUCGUCAUCACUCCUCUUCGCUUAUUGACAGCCGACAUCCAACCUGUAACUUCAUUUUGGAGGUGGAGAGAAACCAGGUGGAGUGUCUGAAGAGGCUGAGGGAGGAGGAGGCCGCCGGCAGCCAUAAAGAGCUGGGAUGCAAAGGAGCCUGGGACAACAUAGCAUGCUGGGAGCGAGCUGAGAUUGGAGAGAUGGUCACCAUCUCCUGCCCUGAGGUCCUCAGGGCUGUAUUCGGCAGAAAUGGUAAUAUUAGCAGGAACUGCACGUCAGCAGGAUGGUCAGAUGUUUUCCCAAACAUCACCAGUGUGUGUGGAGCGGACACGAGCCACGAGAAGCUGGUCUUCUACGUGGUCGUGCAGACGUUGUACACUCUGGGUCACAGUCUGUCUCUGAUCGCCCUCACCACAGGCAGCGCCAUCCUCUGUUUGUUCCGGAAGCUCCACUGCACCAGGAAUUACAUCCACCUCAACCUCUUCUUCUCCUUCAUCCUGAGAGCCGUGGCUGUGUUGGUGAAAGACUACAUCCUCUUCAACCGCACCUUGCAGUGCUCCAGCCAGCCAUCACUGGUAGGAUGUAAAGCCAGCCUGGUGUUUUUCCAUUACUUCAUCAUGGCCAACUUCUUCUGGCUGCUGGUGGAGGGCCUGUACCUCCACACUCUGCUUGUGGUGUUCUCUGAGAACAGACACUUUACUGUCUACAUGUUCAUCGGCUGGGGAAUCCCCACGGUGUUCGUCUUUGUGUGGGUAAUGACAAGGAUUUAUCUGGAAGACACAGGAUGCUGGGAGAGAAAUGACAACCCCAUACCCAACUGGGUGAUCAAUGGACCAAUCGGAGUGUCCAUCAUGGUGAACUUCACCCUGUUCAUCAGCAUCAUUCGGAUCUUAGUUCAAAAGCUGAGGUGUCCUGACGUGGGUGGCAAUGACCAAUCACAGUACAGGAGGUUGGCCAAAUCCACUCUCCUUCUGAUCCCCCUGUUUGGCAUCCACUACGUGGUCUUUGUUUCUCCCAGUGAAUCCAUUGCAGAAGAUUAUAAAAUAUUCUUUGAUCUGGCUCUUGGAUCCUUUCAGGGGCUUGUGGUGGCCAUUCUCUAUUGUUUCCUGAACACAGAGGUUCAAGGUGAGCUGAAGAGAAAGUGGCGUAGCAUGUGUCUGAACUGCCACCUGAGCAGAGCUCACCACCCCAACAGCACCUUCACCUCCAGGAACGGCUCAGAGCACAUGGUGCAGUUUCACCACAGCUCCAGGACCCAGUCCAUCCUGCAGUCAGAGACCACAGUGUUGUGAGGUCCUGGGGGACCUGGAAUUCACACAUUACAAAUACACUCUCCAGGUUGACCUGAGUCUAAUAAUGUUAACCUGUACCACAUGAGUGGGACAUAAACCCAGUUUGACAGCAGAUUUUGGCUUUAGCUUUAUGAAUCUUUGUGAGCCUUAAAGAUGUCCCUGAAUUGAACCUAAAGUGAGUCUGAUCUGUUCCAUAAGGCUGUGCUUAUCUUUGCUGCCAACAAAGAGCUGUUUUAUUACACAUUUUUAUGUCAUGUCAGACGUGUAAGCUGAGAAAGGCAGCCUUCAUCUGGAGAGGGGGUAUUUCACCAGGACCGGUACACAUGGGAAUGGUAAGAUAUAUAUGUACUUUGAUUUAUGUAUCUAUAAAUGUAAGAGUUUGAAAAAAUAUAUAUGUGUGUGUGUGAGUGUAAUCAACCAAGCAGCAGCUUCCUGAGAAGUCUGUAUAGUGUAUCAACUUGUGUUACCUGUGAGUCACUGGUCUUCAGACAAUAUUUUCUAAAAGGCCGGUUUUCAUUCCAGCUCAUAUACAGCAGUUUUCUUUCUUGUAAGUAUGCAGAAAACUUUGCCCGCUUGUUACUUUAAGAUGUGUUUUCUGGUUCAAAGGGGCCACAUCCACCCAUCUGAUACCUGAAGCUUGUUAGAAUAACUGCCAGAAUGAAUCACAAAGGCAUUUUGACCCAGGUCAGCACAUGAUCCCAGGUUGUUUGCGUUUGUGGUAAAAACUGUGGUACAAACCGGGUCGUUUUAUACUCAUGCAGAAUCUAACUUGUUCUGACAAACUGAUAUUUCUAGCAUACAUUUGAUGAACAGAAAUUAAUGAAUUGAGAAGUACUGUGCAUGCCCCAGAUCCUGCGUUCAAGUGAAACAGUGCAGGCCUGGAGUAUUUUCGUUUUAUAAAAGGUGCCAUCUGCAUAACAGCAAACAUCUGAGCAUCAUCUGCACAACAUGACAACUAUUCUGCUCACAGAUGAUGUCCCCAUGCAUGCAGAUAGAAAACAGUGGAGGGCCUAGGAUUAAACCUUGUGGAACAUCGCAUUUUAAAUGGGCUGAGAAAGAGCCCUGUGCAGUACCUUGUACAACAGCAAAGUACAGAAGAUUUGUUUGACCUAUACGUUUUGGUUUCAGGGUCACGGAAUGUAUUGAAAAAUAUGUCCCCUUUAAAGCAUAUUACCUCUUGCAAACAGACAUAUUUUCAUAUAUGGGUUUCUUUGCAAUUGUAAGUACUUAAUGUGUUUUCAUUAUUGGCUUAUCUGCUGAUUACUUUUUCAGUACAAUUUUUAGAAAUUGAUUUUAUUGAUUUAACUGAUUUUAUUUUCAUGAACCUAUGCUGAAGUCCUCACAUCACUUUUUUCUGAGUCAUCCAUCCUUCCAUUAUCUAUACUGUUUAUCCUGAAGAGGGUCACGGAGGGGCUGGAGCCAAUCC
Messenger RNA from Monopterus albus (swamp eel), 2833 nucleotides. RefSeq names its product vasoactive intestinal peptide receptor 2 (gene vipr2). Gene Ontology annotation, biological process: adenylate cyclase-modulating G protein-coupled receptor signaling pathway; cell surface receptor signaling pathway. Gene Ontology annotation, molecular function: peptide hormone binding; G protein-coupled peptide receptor activity; vasoactive intestinal polypeptide receptor activity. The coding region runs from base 316 to 1407 and encodes 363 amino acids. NCBI's taxonomy places the organism in Eukaryota, Metazoa, Chordata, Actinopteri, Synbranchiformes, Synbranchidae. The transcript is spliced from 13 exons. The record is from RefSeq and is a predicted model, not a curated record. Gene Ontology annotation, cellular component: plasma membrane.